This is a messenger RNA of Amblyraja radiata (thorny skate), 1701 nucleotides long. RefSeq names its product nuclear factor 7, ovary-like. The record is from RefSeq and is a predicted model, not a curated record. The transcript is spliced from 7 exons. The coding region runs from base 1 to 1587 and encodes 528 amino acids. Gene Ontology annotation, molecular function: protein binding; zinc ion binding. Lineage: Eukaryota; Metazoa; Chordata; Chondrichthyes; Rajiformes; Rajidae.
AUGGACACUGCCCCGGGGCGGCAGGAGGAGGGUGAAGAGGGAAACAAACCACACAAGGUACGGCUGAACACGGCGUUCAAGGAACAGGCGGGGAGUUUGGCCGAAUACUUGAACUGCCCCAUCUGCAUCGAGCUGUUCGACCAGCCGGUCAUUCUGGACUGCGGCCACAAUUUCUGCCAGGCCUGUCUCCAGGUGUACUGCGAGGGCGGCGAGGCCAACUCGUGUCCCCAGUGCGGGACUGUGAUCGGGGACAACAGCGUGAGGGCCAACCGGGCGCUGGGCCACCUGGCCGACACUGCCCGUACUCUCAACCUGGCCCCGGUCAGGCAGGAGGGCGAAGAGGGUCCGCCCGCUCGGCCGAGACAAGCGGCGCCCAAACUGUACUGCAAGGAACACAAGGAGGAGCUGAAACUCUUCUGUGAGACGGACAGGGAACUGAUCUGUGUGAUGUGUUUGGACGGGAGAGCGGGCGGCAGCCACAAGCAGCAUGACUUCAUGCUCAUCCACGAAGCUGUGGAGAAAUACAAGGUGAGUGAUAAACUGAAGUCCUCAUUGGACAUGCUGAGGCAGAAGAUGACCGUUCUGGAAACCAAACUGAGGGAGAAGGAGAGCUUUUCUGAAAUCGGGGAAAAGGCCACCAAUCUACAGGGUCUCAUUUCCUCCGAGUUCGCCAAGAUGCAUAGUUUUCUGGAGAGGAAGGAGGAUAGUUUAAUUCAGGAGCUGAAGGGCCACGAGGAGAACAUUUCGGAGACGAUGGAGAAGAACUUCGAGGAGAUCCAGGAGAGCCUGGACUCUGUUCAACUGAAGCUCUCAAAACUCCAUUCGACAAUGGACCGGAGGGAGAUACUGAAUUUCCUGGAGGAAGAAGCGUGCCAAAAGAAGAGCGAAGACAAUCUUCGGAUUAUAACGGGUGACAAUCUUCCUCUGGGACUGUUCAAAGGACCAUUGCAGUACACCGUCUGGAAGCAAAUGAUAGACUCCAUUUGGCCGGCUCCAUCCUGCUUGACAUUGGAUCCAAAUACUGCACAUUCCUGGCUCAUCCUGUCUGAUGAUCUGACCAGCGUGAGAUACGGCGACAAGGCGCAACUCCUGCCGGAGACGCCGGAGCGCUUCUACCCAUGUGUGUGCGUCCUCGCCUCCGAGGGCUUCACCUCGGGCAAGCACUACUGGGAAGUGGAGGUGGGAGACAGCACCGAGUGGGACCUGGGAGUGGUGGCCGAGUCGGUCAACAGGAAGGGAGACAUCACGGCCAUGCCCGAGGCCGGCUACUGGAUCGUGUGGUUGAGAAGGAGCGAGUACAAGGCGGGCACCCUGCCCCGCACUCGCCUGGCCGUCACCGUGAUGCCGAGGAAGAUCGGAGUCUACCUGGACUACGAGGAGGGCCAGGUGUCCUUUUACAACGCCGACAACAUGACCCACCUCCACACCUUCAUCGACAUCUUCACCGAGAAACUAUACCCGUUCUUCAGCCCCUGUCUCAAUGGUGGUGAGAAAAACACGGAGCCCCUCAGGAUCUGUUCCGCAAAAGACUUUUACAGCCCGGAGUACAACAAGCAAGCGGUGUCGUGGAAGAAGCGGGUGGCCUAGAGACUCGAGCCUGCGGUCAUUUCCUCUUCAUCUCAUCCAGAACAUUGCCUCCGGUUUGACAGUCAGAGUCGCCUGUGUUUGAGAGUUCAAAGAUGCCAAGUCACGAGAAUCAAG